AUGGAGGAGUCGCGCGGCAAAUUGAUUGACGUGCAUGGGCGGAAGACCCUGGUCGUUGAAAGCAUUUGGGAUCAAGAGUUGCAGAAUCAAAUUACCGAACAGGCCACUGUUGUAUUCGAGGAGAAUAACGCCAAGAAGCUUUCUUUGGAAUCUGAAGCAGCCAAGAGAUUCAAAUCGUCACUCGAAACGAACAAAGCUGCGAACAAACACGUCGAGGAGUUACAUAAAACAAUUGUUGCUCUAAAUGAACAAGCCACGCUAAUUGCGAAGAAAGGCAAAGAGACUGAGAAAUCGUUCAACAAUUUGGAAGAAAAACUUAGGAAUGGGACCUCAAAAGUUAACGCCGGCUUUCUUGAAGUUCAAAAGAUAAGAGAAAUUGUAAUGCAAGCUCAAGAGCCAAUUCGAUUUGAAGGACAACGAGAAAUUUCUGAGUUGGAAGCACAUAUUGCUAAAGUUCGUGAGUGCAUCGCCGUGAUGGCAAAAGUAGAUAUUCAACAAUUCCAAACGGAGCUAGCUGAACAAAGCCGCCGGGAUAACGAAGUCACGUUGUUGUGCACGCAUAAAAAGAAUGAAAUUCAAAUGUUCUACUCACGAAAAGCUCACGCAAACAAUUCUUUGGAGGAAGUUCUUGGUGCUUUGGGCGGUUUGGAGAAGUUGCUUUCAGAGCAUGAAAGAUCAAAUGGUACAAAAAGUGAACAAAUUGCCGAGCUUCAACACCGGAAGAAAGAUCUUGGGACAGCACAUGGAGAAGUUACAACGGAAGAAAAUGUUUUUACCGACUUUGAAGAUCUUAUUGCUAAGCCAACCUUUCUUCAUGCUGAGAUUUCCAAAGAAACGGCCACGCUGGACGAAAGUGUUUUUGAGAUUGAACGUGUUAAAGAAGAUAAUCAGAAAACGGGCGAGCUGAUUGAGAGGACAAGAUUGAAAUCGAAGGAACACUGGGAGAGCAUGAUGCAAGCCUUUGAUGAGUUGCUCAAGAAAAUCGAGAAUGACGCUCUUGCCAUACAGGCGAAUUGGGAUGCUGGUCAAUUAUUGUAUGACAAGGAACGGUGCAAAAGUCAACUGUUAAUUCGUCUACAAGAUGUUGAAAAAAAUCAGCACCAACACCAACUUACAAAUCAAGAUUUGGAUGGUGACAUUGAUCAAGACAGAAGCACUUUAGUUGAAUGUCAGCGCGAAAUUCAAACACUAGCCACUGAUGCCUACAGAAACCUGCCAGAGUCGGAGAAGAUCCGUUAUGACUUGAAAGCGAUUGAGAGCCAAACUGAGAAGAUUGGACACGAGAUUUCGGCAUUCAAUGAACAAAUUCGCGCUAUUGAAGAGCAGCGCUUGUCGAUUGAAAAAAACAUUGAAAGGAAACAAAAUGAGUGUGCUUCAAAGAUUGAUGAUAAAGAAAAGGAAUUAGCUGCUUUGAUUGCUGCAAACAACAAAAAGAAGCAAAAGAUUAUCAUGGAAUCUGAAAAACACCAAGUAUCUAUUCAAACAGCCGAGAAAGAUGUUCAAUCAAAGCUUGUAGAAGACGAUCGAAAGGUGCCGGGUGGCAAAAGUUUGGCUGCACGGCUCGAAAAGGCGAACGCUUUCAUGAAAAAGGGCGAGAAAAUUGUAAAAAUUAAUGAAGAGCCAGCAAUCAUGUUAAGCAAGCCGAACAACGAACAAAUGCCGGAACAAUUGGCGUCUCAAAAAAGGAACUAUGCCUUCGACAGCAGUGAUGAUUCAGAUGCGACUAUCGAAACGGAAGCGGGCGAAAUGUUUGAUCUUUCUUUCAAUGAACCAGCACGUUCCAAAAAAGUUGCCAUAGGUGAUAUCGCUCCGGAGAUAGCUCGCGAAUCGUUGUUCAACAAAGUCGAGCAAACUGGAUUGACAAAAAGGACCUCAAAACCCAAACCCCAAGCAAAAAGGAAGCGCUAUGAUUCGGAUUCAACAAUGAUGACCGACGAUGAAAGUUUUCAAAAUUCAUUUUUUGGAUCAAAUGUUACGCGCCCCUCUUCAAUCUAUCCGAAGGCCAUCAACAAAGUUACCUCAUCACCACGCCCAGAGCGUAUGAGGAAACCGGUUACUUACGCUUUUCACAGUGAUAACUCUAUGUCAACUACUAUGAACGAUGAUCCUGAAAUUUUCCUUAACUUCGACAAAGCUGUGACUAGUACCCCGAAGGCGAUCAAGAGAAACUCAACUCUCAAAGGUGGAAACCGAGCGACUCGUGCCAGUGCUGUUAACAAACGAGGUCGAGCUGUAACACGAGGCCGAGGCCGUGGCAAA
Molecule: messenger RNA, 2259 nt
Organism: Mesorhabditis belari
Lineage: Eukaryota; Metazoa; Nematoda; Chromadorea; Rhabditida; Rhabditidae
Source: the annotation of a GenBank genome assembly